Molecule: messenger RNA, 831 nt
Organism: Symbiodinium sp. CCMP2592
Lineage: Eukaryota; Dinophyceae; Suessiales; Symbiodiniaceae
Source: the annotation of a GenBank genome assembly
AUGCAGAAGGAUGAGACUCGCAUCCCGGCAAGCGAGGACUUGAGUGCCGAAGAUGUGCUGUCAGCGGAUGAGAGCACCCGGGCGCUGACGCUGAACAUUGGAAGGCGGGGCUGGACUGGAUGUUCCUUGGGUGAUAUAAUCGUGCGAUGUUACGAUUACACCACCCACCUGUGCGACCAGAGCCUUGGAGAGAAGUGUGGCACGAACCUCGUCUUGCGACGGGGCAAGAAGGCCUUCUCGCUGAUGCCUUUUCUGGUGGAGAAAGGCUUCAUCCUGAAGCUUACGAAUGCCAGCCUCAUGGACUAUCUUGGUUCCUGUGGCCUCCGAAUGCCGAAGAACACAACGAAGGCGGCACGAAUCAGAAGAAUCCUCCAAUUGGACAGCAUCACUCAGGAAUGCAGUGCGGACAAGAUCAGAGAUGUUUUGGCAGUGCUGGACAAGCAGGAAGAGAAGAGAAGAAAGAAGGAAGAGAAGGCGAACGAGCCAAGCAACGCGGAGGAGAUCCACUGGGAGGAGCUGGAAGAGGAUCCGGCUGCAAAGGCAUGCAGAGAGCUCCUGGUUGGAAUGGGCGAUGAUGAGGAGGAUGAUGUUCCACCGGAGGGGGGCGACGAUUUGGCGAUUGCUGCGAGAACCCCGCCUACAGCUGCAAGGGUUUCCAGGGCUGCUCUUUCGACGACGACAUCGCUCCCUCCAGAGCUCACUCGAGAGUUCCCCCUUCCCGAAGGGACGUCGAUGCAUAUGGUGACCCACAAAGAUCGAACACUUCCCCACUUCCAGGGAAAGCUCCUUUCUGGGGAGAUCUUUGAUGGAAAGAGACUUGCCCGCAAUUAG